AUGCUGCUGCUGCUGCUGCAGCUGCUGCUGCUGCUGCUUGUUGCGGCACAGCAGCAGCAGCAGCAGGUCUUCGCGUUUGUAAUACCAGGAAGACAGCAGCAGCAGCAGCAGCAGCAGCUGCAGCAGCUGCUGCUGCCAAUAUGCAGGGGGCAAACUUGUGGGGCCCCUAGGGGCCCCUCGGGGGGCCCCUGGGGGGCCCCCCUUACUUCUUUUUGCUGCUGCAGUGCAGCACCUAGGACAAGAGCAGCAGCUGCUGCUUCAGGGCAGCAGCAGAAGCAGCUGCUGCAGUCGCAACUGCUGCAGCCUCAGCAGCAGAAACAGCUGCAACAGCAGCAGCAGCAGCAGCAGCAGCUGCAACAGCCGCAGCAGCAACUGCUGCAGCAGAAGCCUCAGCCGCAGCUGCAGCAGCUACAACAGGAGAAGCAGCAACAACAACAGCUCCAGCAGCAGCAGCAGCAGCAUCAGCAGCAGCAGCAGCAGCAGCAGCAGCAGCAGCAGCAACAGCAGCAGCAGCAACAGCAGCAGCAGCAACAGCAGCGUUCGUAUACUGGAAAAGAUAUAAAAGUUUUGGAGGGUUUGGAAGCUGUUCGACUCCGUCCAGGUGCAGCAAAUUGA
This is a messenger RNA of Eimeria necatrix, 615 nucleotides long. RefSeq lists its product as hypothetical. The record is from RefSeq and is a predicted model, not a curated record. The transcript has a single exon. The coding region runs from base 1 to 615 and encodes 204 amino acids. NCBI's taxonomy places the organism in Eukaryota, Apicomplexa, Conoidasida, Eucoccidiorida, Eimeriidae.